AUUUUAAUGGGAAAUUGUGUUUAAGAGAGAAAACCUUAACAUACUCUUUUUGAUGCUCAAGAAUUAAAAAAGCUUAAUCAAGUUUUUGAUCAUUAUUGUGAUUUAUAAACAGAGUAUCAUUAUUAUAAUAUUGUAGCACUCGCAAAAACAGACACCUAUCAUAGUAAAGCUUUGAAGAAAUCUUCGUUGAGAAUGCUGAUUUUGGUAGAAAGUUCUUUCGCUUUCUAGAGGUUUAUGGUUAAAAAGAAAAAUAUAUACAUAGAGAUGUGCUAUUUUACAUUUGUAAUUAUUAUUUAAUAACGAAUAGUGGAGGUUCUCAUAAAAGAUGCUUCAUCUGUCAAUUAAUUAAAAAACUUAAAUAAAAUAGAACUAUUUUCACUAAUAAGCUUAAAAUCAAGUCAAUAUAUUAACAAUAAAGAAGAAUUACAUUCUUUCAAAAUUACAUAUCUAGAUGCUAUUACCAUAAUUAAUGAUAUUUUAAAAAUAAGAUUGCAUGGAGAUAAUUUUUAGAAUAUAGAUGAAAAAGCUAGCAGAGCAUUUUUGGAUUCAUUAUUUAAAUCAGAAAAUGGAAUUAUAGAUUGGUUUGAAUUGAUAAAACAAUUGAGAAUUCGUCUUGGGGGAUUAUCAGGAGUAAUCAAAUAAUAUAUGAAAACUAAAUUCUUCUUAUUAGAAAAGUCUCUUGAAAUACCUUAAAUGAAUACAACAUCAUAUUUAUUAAAUGAAGAUUUGAUAUUUUAACUUUAGCUUAGUGCUCAUGAAACUAAAUUAAAAGGGGCCAUAAAACUAGAACUUUUAUAUUCCAAUCUAGUUCACAAUGGAGGAUUCAAAUAAAUGGUAAAUAAUAUUAUUUAGUCUGGAUUACCAACAUUAAUAUUAUUACAACAUGAGGAAAUAUAUGAAGCACUCCAUGAUAAAAGUAAUAUCUAAAAAACAUAUACAUUUGGUGCUAUAUCUAAUUAAAGAUGGUUUGAUACUGCAUUACCUUAAGGUGAUAAUAAAGAUUGUAUAUUUUCUUUAUAUCCAUAUUUUGUUGUAUAUUAACCAAAGAAAGAUAGAACUGCCAAAAAGAACUUUUGUUAUCUUAAUACCAAAGAUAUUUCCAAACCUUAGGGUAUCGGUUUUGGAUUAGAUGAAAAUAAAUUUAGAAUUUGGAUUGAUAAAGAUUUAAAUAAAUCUACUUGUUCGUCUGAAGACUUAAGUUAUGAAAAUGGUGAUCUUGUUCAUAGACAUAUUAAAAAAUUAAAAGUUUUAAUUUAAAACCAUUUUAGAUUGCUGUGAUAGAAGUUUGGGGUAUAAUACCUCCAGCCAUUGAGGAACAAAUUGAAGAUCAUAAAAUUGCUAAUGCUGAACCAGAGUAUUAAUAAUUUGAAAUCUAUGCUACUGAUGAAAUUGAAAAUCAACAACACUUAGAGUAAUCAAUUUAUUAAAUUCUUUAGAUCAAAAGCUGAUUAUUAUUGGUCAAAUAAAUAAUAAGAAGUUAAAAUUGAAACUACUGGAACUAAUAACUUUUAUUGGAAUAAUGCAUAAACUGCUAAACCUAAUCUAUAAUACAAUUCAACCCUUACUAAAAGUCAACCAGUUAUUAAUCCUUAUUCUAAUUAAAGAUUAUCAGCUGAAGAAUAAAAAAUUGCUGAUUAACUUGUUGGAAUAAAUACUACUAACUAUAAUUAAUAAUAAUAAGAAUUUAUUACUUAAACUACUAUUACUAGAAGAAGCAAUUUAUAAAGACCAGUUUUAGAUUUUAAAUAAAAAACAACUUAUGAAUAAGAAAUCAUACCUAAAAGACAAGAUUAUAUCUCUGAAACUAAAAGUUAAAAACAGUAUUUAAUAAAUUAUUCAAUUUAGUGAAAUUUUUGGAACUAACAUUGUUGAAUCAUAAUAUCCUAGAUAGACUACUAAUGAAAAGGUAUAUUCAACCAAUUCAAGUUUAAAUUAGUCAAAAGGAAGAAAAACUGCUGACUAAAUUAUAUAAGAUUAUGAAUCAAGAAAAAGCAGGAGAAAUUAUUGA
Molecule: messenger RNA, 2008 nt
Organism: Paramecium sonneborni
Lineage: Eukaryota; Ciliophora; Oligohymenophorea; Peniculida; Parameciidae
Source: the annotation of a GenBank genome assembly